Tilletiopsis washingtonensis is the source of this 717-nucleotide messenger RNA. RefSeq names its product putative 1,4-benzoquinone reductase. Gene Ontology annotation, molecular function: FMN binding; NAD(P)H dehydrogenase (quinone) activity. The record is from RefSeq and is a predicted model, not a curated record. NCBI's taxonomy places the organism in Eukaryota, Fungi, Basidiomycota, Exobasidiomycetes, Entylomatales. The transcript is spliced from 7 exons. The coding region runs from base 1 to 717 and encodes 238 amino acids.
AUGUCCAAGCUGCUGCAGCGCCUCUCGCUCUCCUCCAAGAAGUCCUCCUCCUCCAGCAUCAGCACCGCCCCCGCCGCCGCCCCCGCCGCUCCCGUCAAGAUGGCCAAGGUCGCUCUCCUCGUCUACUCGCUCUACGGCCACCAGGUCGCCAUGAGCAAGGCCGUCGAGGCCGGUCUCAAGGAGGCCGGCGUCGAGUCCAAGACCUUCCAGGUCCGCGACAUCCUCAGCGAGGAGGUGCUUGGCAAGAUGCACGCCAACAAGUCCCUCACGGCCGACCUGCCCGUGAUCGACCCCGACACGCUCGCCGAGUUCGACGGCUUCAUCGUCUGCGCCGGCACGCGCUACGGCCGCCAGCCGGCGUCCGUGUCCGCCUUCUUCGACCAGACCGGCGGCCUCUGGGCGCGCGGCGCGCUCAAGAACAAGAUGGCCGGCUUCGUCACGUCGACGGGCAGCCAGCACGGCGGCGCCGAGACGACGGCGCUCACGACCAUCCCCUUCCUCGCGCACCACGGCAUCAUCUUUGUGCCGCUCGGCUUCACGCAGCCCGAGCUGUCGACGCUCGACGAGAUCGUCGGCGCCUCGGCCUACGGCGCCGCCACGAUCACCGGCGGUGACGGCUCGCGCCAGCCCACCGAGAAGGACCUCAAGGUCGCCAAGGUGCAGGGCAAGGAGUUCGGCGAGACCGUCGCCCAGUUCAUCCGCGGCAAGUCCGCCUAG